Molecule: messenger RNA, 1557 nt
Organism: Bipolaris sorokiniana ND90Pr
Lineage: Eukaryota; Fungi; Ascomycota; Dothideomycetes; Pleosporales; Pleosporaceae
Exons: 3
Coding region: 1-1557 (518 amino acids)
Biological process (GO): lipid homeostasis; nuclear envelope organization
Cellular component (GO): nuclear envelope; nuclear membrane
Source: RefSeq, a predicted model, not a curated record
AUGUCGCGAAGCCACCGCCCUUCGACUACGCCCAUGGACUUUGAGUGGACAAAUCAGACAGGACCCAUUGACGCACAAUCGCCCUUCCUCGCCGCCAGCCAGCAAAAGAAGCGUAAGCACUCUCCGACCGGGCCCUGGUUGGGCCACGCAGGCCCCCACUCCGUCGUCGACUCCCCCUCCAAAGGCGGCUUUGCGACGCCAACUCGUUUACGCGACCCCGACAACCGCAUGACAUACUUCAGCCGCGACCCGAGCAAGCCCUUGCCCUCCACACCAGCCUCUUCACUACCCGCACACAUCCAGCCCAGCCCUUGGUCGAUGCGCACCCCAUCACACGACAUCGACUUUAGUUCAGGCGGCGAGACCCCUGGCACCCCGAUGAUAGACAGCGACAUCGGCACACCAGACACACAAUUGGCCAACAAGAUGGGACGACUGGCUAAUGGCGAUGCCGACAGGAAGGGUGGCCGCCGCGACAGCUGGUUCAAGCGGACCUUCAUGUCGACCCCAAGCCCAACCAAGGAUCGUGACAAGGAGCGAGAACGAGACAAGGACCAGCUCCAGCCCCAAAAGCCCUACUCCAAAAAGGCAGAGAGCCGCAUCGUCAAGCGCCGCUCCGAGCGAUCGCGGUCUAAGAAGCGAGUCGCCCUUCGUGAUGACGAUGCUGACGACUCAGACAACGAUCAAGCCCGCCGGCCCAUUGCCCCAAAAGAGGCGGGGCCUGUUCAACAAACCUUUGCUAUGAGUCUCGGUGGAUUCUUGUCGUGGAUCGAAGCCCAUCCAAACCUUCCUUCUGUACUCUCCUACUACCUUCAACUCACCGUCAACAUGUUUCUUGGCAGCCUCUUCAUAUACAUUGUCUAUUCUGCAUGGGCGGGCGUCAUGACCGACGUGGACAUCGAGUCUUCCAAGCAUGCCUCGGAGGUCAUGGUGGAGAUUGCUGCUUGUGCCACCGAGUACAAUCGCAAUCGCUGCCGGCCCCAGGAGGUGGUACCAGCCAUGGAGAAGGCCUGUGGUGUGUGGGAGACUUGCAUGAACCGUGACCCUAAGAAGGUUGCGCGCGCAAGUGUGACAGCAAAGACAUUUGCUAUGAUUUUCAACAGUUUUGUUGAAGAGUUCAGCUACAAAUCUAUGAUCUUCACAGCCAUCAUCAUCUUCGGUGGCUUCAAUCUCUCAAACUGGGCCUUUGGCCUCCUCCGUUCCCAACAACAACAGCAGCAACAGCAGCAACAAUCACAACACUCGCAAGGCGAUUACAUGCCGCAAACUCCCCAUCGCGUAGCCUCGAACUCGUACAUGGGCCAUCAGCAACAACAGCAAGGGUACCAUAACCCGUAUCAGCAAAACUGGCAACAACAACAUUUGCCGCCCUACCAAUCGCAACACACGCCGUACACCGGCCAAAGACAUAUCGAGGCGGCUCCGCCCCUCAUCCACGCACAUACUAUGCCUCAGCUACCUUCUGCUACAUCAAACAGCAUGGCGGAUUCAGUUUCCUCUGCACACUUGCUGGAAGGCAGUAGUAGAACUACUCGAAAGAGGAAUAUAUUUAGGUAG